AUGCCUUUCUAUUCUGCUAUAUUCCAUCCUUUACGAACACUCAACCUCUGGCUUGAGAACGACGCCAACGCGAGUGUAUUUGAUGUCGUCUUCCUCUUCUCUGUCUUCUCCGCCUUUGGUAUAUGGCUCGUCUUCGACAGGUACCAGAGGAAACACAACAACCCUGUACCGUUCACAUGGGACGCUCCUGACCCCGCAGACCCGAUGUGGAAGUCGGUCGUCAUCAAAAACGCGAACCUCAAGUCACACCUCGAGUACCCGGACCUGAUGCCGCUGCAGCACCCGGACCGCGACUACAUCACGAGCUACGACCCGGCGAGCAACCUGCACAUCGGCACGUUCCACGCGGACACGCGCGCGGACAUCGAGGACAAGAUUCUCAAGGCGCGCGCCGCGCAGGAGACGUGGCGCCUGUCGACGUUCCAGGAGCGCCGCCGCGUCAUGCGCAGCUUGCUCAAGUGGCUCGUGGACAACCAGGACGUGUGUGCGCGUGUGGCGUGUCGGGAUACGGGCAAGACGCUGGUCGAUGCUGCGCUGGGAGAGGUUAUCACGACGUGCUCGAAACUCGAGUGGAUGAUCAAUCAUGGAGAGGAGGCGCUGAAGACGGAGACGAGGCACUCGAAUUUGAUGCUCUGUUACAAGACUUCGGAGGUUAUCUAUGAGCCCAAGGGAGUUGCGACUGCUAUUGUUUCAUGGAAUUAUCCUCUUCAUAAUGCUUGGUCGCCCAUCAUCGCUGCUCUGUUCUCUGGAAACUCCGUCGUGAUCAAGUGCUCUGAGCAUGUCCAGUGGUCAACGAGUUGGUUCGUCGGCGCUGUUCAGCAAUGCCUGUUUACGUGUGGUUUCCCGGAAGAUGCUGUCCAGCUUGUGUGCUGCUGGCCCGACCAAGUCGAGGCUCUGACGCGGUCACCGCUCAUCAAGCAUAUCACAUUUAUUGGCUCUGAGGAAGUUGGUCGCAAGGUCGCCGUCGCCGCUACUGAGCACCUCACGCCUGUUACGCUCGAGCUCGGUGGAAAGGACCCUGCUAUUAUUUUGCCCGGCACCGACCUCAAGAGAUGGAUUAGUAUUUGGAUGCGUGGUGUAUUCCAAAAUGCUGGUCAGAACUGCAUCGGCAUCGAACGCCUAAUCGUACACUCUUCGCAAUACGACGCUCUCUAUGAGAUGUUCUGCGAGCGCGUCGCGAAGCUCCGCCUCGGCUCUGUGCUUGCGCCCACCGCUGAAGGCUACAUCAACACCGUGGAUAUGGGCUGCAUGGUCACCGCUGCCCGGUUCCAGAACUUCCAGGACUUUAUCUUUGAGGCGCAGAACGAGGGCGCUCAGAUCGACAUUGGCGGUAAGCCGGCGGACCAUGUGGUUACGGAGAGCAACACGUACUUCCAGCCUACUGUCGUCGGUGAUGUGGACCCGAAGAUGGAGCUUGCGCAAAAGGAGAUGUUUGCCCCAAUUGCGACCAUCAUUCGCUACGAUGAUAUAAGCGAAGCUGUUGAAAUCGCCAAUGGCACGCGUUAUGGUCUCGGUGCCAGUGUAUUUGGUCCCCACCAGGAUACCUGCUUGGAGGUUGCGCGCGAGCUGGACUGUGGCAUGGUUUCUAUCAACGACUUUGGUGUCUUUUACGUGAACCAAGAUCUUCCCUUUGGCGGGAACAAAGCCAGCGGAUACGGACGUUUUGGUGGACCAGAAGGUUUGAGGGCGCUCACGAAUCCCAAAUCAGUUAUGUACGACCGCUGGCCAUCACUCAUCCAGACUGGCAUUCCGAAGGUGUUGGAUUAUCCUAUUCGUUCGCUUAUCAAAAGCAGAGAUUUUGUCGAAGGGCUCAUCGUGCUUUUGUAUGGAGACACGUACCGCACGCGUUUCAAUGGUCUCUUGCAGCUCUCGAAUGCGGCGAGGCGGUAGAAUGUCUGAGGGCAUUGUGUGGACGAUCUAUUGACGGAUUCGGGGAGGGAUACCUUAUGGGCAUUUUUGGGGAGAGUACUAAUCC
Molecule: messenger RNA, 1975 nt
Organism: Coniophora puteana RWD-64-598 SS2
Lineage: Eukaryota; Fungi; Basidiomycota; Agaricomycetes; Boletales; Coniophoraceae
Product: Aldedh-domain-containing protein
Exons: 9
Coding region: 1-1890 (629 amino acids)
Molecular function (GO): aldehyde dehydrogenase (NAD+) activity
Source: RefSeq, a predicted model, not a curated record